AUGGAUGCAUUUGUGUCUCGAAAGAAGAGGAAGUUAUCCUCCCCAAAGUCCAAGGCCACCGAGCUCGACGAGAUCAGCGCCUUAAGCGCUCCUGAUGAUGAGUCGACCGACUUCAAACUAGCGUUACUUUCAUCUUUGCAUCCUUAUAUUGAGCAACAAGUGCUUCUCGAUGUUUUGCUAGCCCAUGAGGGAUCUGUGGAGAAGACUUCGGCAUCCUUGAAAGCUUCUGGUUCGCCACCAAGGAAGUCAUCUGCAGCGACGGGCUAUCAGAGCUCUCUUUCUGGCUUUGUGACUGGGAAUGAUGCUAUUGAUACGUUGGGCAAGAAACUGUUAUCUAAGAAAGGGAAGACGCUUCACCUUUACUCUCCCGAAGAUGUGGCCAAACAUACUCCAUGCUCGAUUAUUCACAAUUUUCUUCCCGCGGAAGAAGCAAAUGCUCUACUUGAAGAACUUCUGGAAGAAGCUCCUACAUUUGAGAGGAUGACAUUCAAGUUGUUUGACAAUGUAGUACAGAGUCCACAUACGGCUUGUUUUUAUGUCGAGGGCAUGGAAGAGUUGCGUCGGCAGAAAACCGAGUAUAUAUAUAACGGUGGAUUGUUGACAGAUGUUCGCCAACUGACUCCUCAAAUGCGGAAGGUAUCACCCAAAGUCCAAGAAGCAGUCAACUCGGAAAUCACAACCCGCAUCAAGACCCACUACCCAAACGGCAAGAAACUCAAGUAUCAAUCCCCCGACCCAUGGAAACCAAAUGCAGCAUUCGUGAACUGCUACAGUGGCGGCAACGAAAGUGUCGGAUACCACAGCGACCAACUUACAUAUCUUGGUCCCCGCGCAGUAAUUGGCUCCAUCUCCCUUGGCGUAGCACGCGAAUUCCGCGUUCGUCGCAUCAUCCCACAGGAAGACUCCUCCUCUGUUUCCCCCAGGAAGAAAACCCAAGAUUCUACCACCGCCGACGCACAAGGCCAAAUCGCCAUCCAUCUCCCGCACAAUUCCCUUCUUAUUAUGCAUGCGGAAAUGCAAGAAGAGUGGAGACACAGCAUUGCCCCAGCACAAGCAAUAGACCCCCAUCCAGUAUCUGGCAACAAGAGGAUAAAUAUCACGUAUCGGGAUUAUAAGCCAUCGUUGCAUCCGAAGUUCACGCCAAGGUGUCGGUGCGAUGUCCCGGCUGUGCUGAGGGUUGUGCAACGAAAGAGAGAGAAUUGGGGGAAGUACUUCUGGAUGUGCCAUGCGGGAAAUGUAGAGGGGAAAGAGGGGUGUAGUUUUUUUCAAUGGGCAGUUUUCGGGGAGGAUGGAGAACCGGUUUGCAAGGGGGAGCAGGGGAACUGA
Molecule: messenger RNA, 1326 nt
Organism: Lachnellula hyalina
Lineage: Eukaryota; Fungi; Ascomycota; Leotiomycetes; Helotiales; Lachnaceae
Gene: ALKBH3
Product: Alpha-ketoglutarate-dependent dioxygenase alkB-like protein
Exons: 2
Coding region: 1-1326 (441 amino acids)
Biological process (GO): DNA repair; DNA alkylation repair
Cellular component (GO): nucleus
Molecular function (GO): dioxygenase activity; zinc ion binding
Source: RefSeq, a predicted model, not a curated record